AGCACUCUUCCAUUGCCAUCCUGGAAAGUAGUUUUCGGCCAGAUAAUAUUUUACUUUAUCGUGGAGGAUUUUGUUUUCUACUGGGGGCAUAGAAUUUUGCACACCAAAUGGCUGUACCAGAAUGUGCACAGCGUUCAUCACGAAUAUGCUACCCCUUUUGGACUAACAUCAGAAUAUGCUCACCCUGCUGAGAUCCUGUUCCUUGGAUUUGCUACCAUUGUCGGUCCUGCUCUUACCGGCCCCCAUCUAAUGACUCUGUGGCUAUGGAUGGUUCUUAGAGUGCUCGAGACAGUCGAGGCUCAUUGUGGCUAUCAUUUUCCGUGGAGCCCUUCAAACUUCAUACCUUUAUAUGGGGGUGCUUACUUCCAUGAUUAUCAUCACCGUCUGCUUUUCACAAAAUCUGGCAACUACUCGUCGACAUUCACUUACAUGGACUGGAUAUUUGGAACGGACAAGGGUUUUAGAAAUUUGGAAGCUAUAAAAAAGGCAGAAAGUUGAUGAGCUGAGGAAAAAGUCGUCGGGUCGAGUCGAGUCGGGUACAUUCGAGAUAGGUUUCUGAUGAAUAGGCACAUUUGAAAAGGUUUAGUUCAUAUCACCCUUUCUUGUGUGCCAUGAUGUGUUUUAUGUCU
Cucurbita pepo subsp. pepo (vegetable marrow) is the source of this 629-nucleotide messenger RNA. The record is from RefSeq and is a predicted model, not a curated record. Lineage: Eukaryota; Viridiplantae; Streptophyta; Magnoliopsida; Cucurbitales; Cucurbitaceae.